CUUGUUCAUCUAUUUUUGUAUGCGAAUAGAAAUGGUCUGAAAAUGGCGUUUCUACAGCAGUGGAAGAGAUUGAAUUUCUUUGACAAGGAAGUGGUGAAGUUACCAGGUUCUGCGGAAACCUUCACUAGCCUCAAGGACAUUGACAUCACAGCAUGUGCCAGCGGGCGUGGUCAAGUCACCCUGGGAGACUCCGAAGGAAAUCUUUUCUUUCUGGAUCGUAACUUGGAGAUUUCUGGAUUCAGAGCUUACGAGCUUCGUGUGACUCAUUUAUAUCAACUCAAACAGCACAACAUCUUGGUGUCAAUUGGACAAGAUGAGCCAGGCAUCAAUCCCAUCAUCAAGGUAUGGAAUCUGGACAAACAAGACAAGAUGCGCAAUCCAACGUGUUCGCGCAUCACGAGGGCGCUACCAGGGAGUAAUCAACCAUCUAAUGUGUCGGUGCUAGCCGUCAGCGAGACAUUGACUAUGAUGGCCAUCGGAUUCCAGGACGGUAGUGUCACGCUGGUCAGGGGAGAUGUGACAAGAGACAGACACAACAAAUUUAAAACCAUUUUCCAAGACAAGACUCCCAUCACAGGUCUAGCAUUCCGACACUCACAGCGGAGCAAUGUGUUGUUUGUUGCCACGGAGACCAGUGUCAGCUCCUUUAGUCUGAGUGGAAAAGAUUCUCAUCGGGAAGUACUUGACCUACAUGGAUGCCCCAUUCACUGUGCAGUCAUGAGUGAUACGACACAGUUUAAUCAGUUUGUCAUUGGUCGAGAAGACGCGGUGUAUUUCUACCAGCCAGAUGGAAGAGGUCCAUGCUUAGCAUUUGAAGGGAAGAAGACUCUCUUACAUUGGUAUCGAGGCUAUCUCGUCGUCGUUACCAAAGACAGCAAAAUGCUCUCCAGAAAUCUAGGCUCAGGCGGGCAGCAGCUUGUGAUGGAUACAGUCACAGUCUACGAUAUUCAGAAUAAAUUCAUUGCUUAUCUUGCCCCAGUACCGGAAGUCUUGGAUGUGGUCCAGGAAUGGGGAUCGAUCUAUGUACUUGGAGGAGACAGAAAGCUCUAUCAUCUUCUAGAGAAGGACACGCAAACCAAACUGGAGAUUCUCUUUAAAAAGAACCUAUACAGUCUGGCGAUCAAUCUUGCCAAGAGCCAGCAUUACGAUUACGAUGGACUCAUCGACAUCUUCACUCAAUAUGGAGAUCAUCUGUACAGCAAGGGAGAUCAUGAUGGCGCUAUAUCACAAUACAUACGCACCAUUGGACAUCUGGAACCAUCCUAUGUCAUUAGGAAGUUCUUGGACGCUCAGAGAAUUCAUAACUUGACAGCUUACUUACAAGCUCUGCAUAAGCAGUCACUGGCCAAUGAGGAUCACACUACGCUACUACUAAAUUGUUAUACCAAGCUCAAAGAUAAUAGUAAACUAGAUGAGUUUAUCAUGACCAAAGACAAGGAGGUUGAUUUUGACGUAGAGACAGCCAUCAAGGUCUGCCGUCAGGCCGGUUACUACAAACAUGCCUUAUUCCUAGCCGAGAAACACGGCCAACAUGACUGGUACCUCAAGAUACAGCUUGAAGACAUCAAGAACUACCAGAAGUCUCUCACAUACAUCGCUAAGCUGGAAUUUUUUGAGGCGAUGGACAAUAUGAAGAAAUAUGGGAAGACAUUGAUGAACGAAGUCCCUAAAGAUACAACAGACCUCCUUAAGAUCCUGUGUACAGACUACAAACCUAGUGACAUUGCAAAUUUCCUGCAAGUUGGAGUUGAUGGCGAGCCAUUGAUUGAUUCCAGCAUGCUGAGUGGAGACGUCAUACCAACCGUACGCAAAGCCAACGCAGAAGAAUUCAUCCAUAUCUUUGUCAACAACUCACGCCAAUUAAUGGAGUUCUUAGAGCACAUGAUUAAGGUUCAACCAGAAUCCUCCAAUCUGAUAUACAACACCUUACUUGAGUUAUAUCUUCAUGAUAUGGCCCAUGAAGAUGAGAGACGGAAUCGUCUUGAGCUGAAUCGAAGAGCUAUGGACCUCCUACAAACAUCAGAUGAUCAUUGUGACAUCGACCAAGCCCUGGUUUUAUGCCAGAUGCACAAUUUCAAGAAAGGAAUUCUAUUCCUCUAUGAGAAGUCAAAACUUUACCAGCAAAUUCUGCAUUAUCAUAUGGAGAACAAUGAGUACGAUCAAGUCAUAGAUUGCUGCAAGAGAUAUGGGACUCAGGAUCCAAAUCUGUGGGUGCAGACUCUCUCCUACUUUGCCCGUAAAGAAGAGAACUGUAAACAGUAUAUCAUCGAGGCUCUAUGCCAGAUUGAUCGUCAUAAUCUACUGCCACCGCUCAUGGUCGUCCAGACUCUUGCUCAUAACUCAACUGCUACACUCUCUGUUGUGAAGGAUUACAUCAUCCGAAGACUUCAGCAAGAAAAUGAUCAGAUCUCAGAAGAUGAACGGCUCGUCAAACAAUACCGAGAAGAAACAGAGAAAAUGAGGGUUCAGAUAGAGGAGAUGAAGACAAGUGCCAAGAUCUUUCAAGUCUCUAAGUGCAGUAUUUGUAACCACAACUUGGAGCUACCAUCAGUUCAUUUUCUCUGUCAGCAUUCCUACCACCAACAUUGUUUUGAGAGCUAUGCAGAGAACGAUGCAGAGUGUCCUGCAUGUGCACCAGAGAACCACAAAGUCAUGGAUAUCAUUAGAGCUCAGGAACAGAGCAAGGAUUUACAUGAGCAAUUCCAUAGACAGUUGGAGAAAUCUCAAGAUGGUUUCUCAGUCGUGGCUGAUUAUUUUGGAAGAGGAGUUUUCAAUAAGGUCACGCUGUUGACUGAUUCUUUCCCAAAUGCCUCAAGGAAACAAACACCCACUCACACAUCGAGUAACCUUCCUGCACCCAUGCAACCUACAACAGCAUCAUAUAUGAUACCUUCACAAACCCAGUCCAUACCCAGAUCAAGUCAGCCAGCUUCUAGAGCCACCCAACCAUCUCAAGGGUAUACAUCUAUACCCUCUCAAGUACCACAACCUAUGAGGACCCAGGUCCCCCAACCUACUAGAACCCAAGUACCCCAGCCGAGCAGAACCCAAGUACCCCAGCCCAGCAAGACCUAUGUACCCCAACAGCUACCCAGAUCCUCUCAAGCGCCCGUGCAAGUACCCAGAGGUGGUGGUACCCAGUCAAACAAGCAGAGCACCCAGCAACCCCAGGCAGCAACCCCCGAUAUAUACCACUCGAGUCCAAGCAGGCUCACCCCUUCUUCAAACCCAUCCACCCCGCAAUCAUCAAAUCCGAGCACCCCUCAGCGGGUGCCAACACCAACCCAAGAGUACAAUCCCUUUCACACUGGGCCAUCAGCAGGUACAGCAAAAGGACCUACCCCUGCAUCAAGUGGUACGUCCCAGAAAGCUGCCAAGCCAAGCGGUGCACAGUCGUACAAUCCAUUUGAAUCUGGGGGUGAUGCCAGCAAGGGAAGUGAGAGUAAGGUGAAUCCCUUUACCGGACGCCCAGAUACACCUCCUAACCCGUUUGGAAAUGAUGCACCUAGUACCAAUCCAUUUGAUGAAGAUGAAGAUGCUAAUAACCCUUUCCUUUGAAACCCCUUGCUCCAAUGCCAGAAGGGCUGAUUUCUACCAUGCUCCCUAUUUUGGGGGUCAAUAGUCAAUAGUGAAUGCCAGGCAUGCAUUGAUUUCUCAGCAUUUUGCCUGAUUUCAGGAUUUUCUUUGAAGACACUGGACACCUUUGGUAAUUGUCAAAGACCAGUCUUCUCACUUGGUGUA
Molecule: messenger RNA, 3741 nt
Organism: Asterias rubens (European starfish)
Lineage: Eukaryota; Metazoa; Echinodermata; Asteroidea; Forcipulatida; Asteriidae
Product: vacuolar protein sorting-associated protein 11 homolog
Exons: 25
Coding region: 43-3558 (1171 amino acids)
Biological process (GO): organelle fusion; endosome organization; vesicle-mediated transport
Cellular component (GO): endosome; HOPS complex
Molecular function (GO): protein binding; protein-macromolecule adaptor activity
Source: RefSeq, a predicted model, not a curated record